This is a messenger RNA of Colletotrichum navitas, 653 nucleotides long. RefSeq lists its product as uncharacterized. NCBI's taxonomy places the organism in Eukaryota, Fungi, Ascomycota, Sordariomycetes, Glomerellales, Glomerellaceae. The record is from RefSeq and is a predicted model, not a curated record. The transcript has 2 exons. The coding region runs from base 165 to 539 and encodes 124 amino acids.
AUAUAGGCCAUCAAGCUUCACGGAAACAACUCUCUUCUUUCUGUACCAUCCAUCACAGCUCCAACACUGUCUUCUAUCAGAUCACGAAAGCUCGAACCAAUUCACUUGAAUCAUAAUCAAUCACAUUGCCCAACACCCAAACCCCCCGCUUUCCAACUAUCAAAAUGCAUACCGGCUUCGUCCUCAACGCCAUCCUCGCCGUGGGCGCUGCUACGGCAGUCUCGGGAUCGGUGAUUACUACUCGUGCCAACCGCAAGGCCAACGAGUUCUCAAGCGGCAACUGUGCCCAGGGGACCGCGUCUUAUGAGCACCAAAGCAACUUCAACGUCGACGUCACAAUGGACGACACCAGCCACUCCGUCUACUUCGCGUCGGGGCCGUGGUUCUACUACAGCGGAAAGACCGGAAACGGCGGCUCGUGCACCGGCGACUUGCUCGGAAGCUGGGCCAACGACGAAGCGAACCCGUGCGUGAACCUGGACAGCAGAGGUGCCGACGCCCGUCGCAUCAGGUGCGUCAGGUGGAACAACGGUUCUUAGCGUUCGGGCGUUUCUGGACGACACCUGUCGCGUCGGUGGGAGAGCCGAAGGGGGGCGGGGACGGAACACUCGCACGAGACUUGUACUUUGACUUGCAUUGUUGAACCAAUUGCG